AUGACCAUUUGAUGACGACAUACCUCAUCCUCCAUCCACUGUAGACCUUCCUUAAUGUGUGAAUUUAAACGAUUUGUGCAGCAUGCAUGCGUGACAAGAAAUACAUACUGCUUAUGUUACUAACAUGAAAACAAGAAAGGUCCUUGAACAAUUUCAUACGUGUUCGAGAAAUACCUGAAAAGUAUUAUUUCUGUGGAACUGGACUUCGGACAGCCUCGUUUCGCUAGAGGAUGUUGAUGCGACGAGGGUGCUUUUUAUAGGGGCAGGAAAAUGUUUCUCAUGUACAAGGCGUCCAGGAAAUGAGUUAACCCCGCCAUCAGUACCUACCCUAGACGAGAGUAGGAAGAGACAGGAGAGGGACUGGUUGCCGUCUACAGUGCUAAUUUCGUCCGUUCCUAACGGUUUCUCUGACAACGAAACAAAAAUGAUACAUUCUCUUUAAGAAUCGUACAACAUCGUAUAAACAGAGGCGAGGAGCAUGCAGGGCGCCAUCGUGCGGGUGUGCGUGGUGGUGACGGCGGCCAUCCUCAACCACCCGCUGCUCUUCCCAAAAGAGAACACCACCAUCCCGGAGCAGGACGAGGCGCUGCUGGCCCGCAUGAAGGAGCACGAGGAGCGCCUGGAGGCGGAGCAGGCCAGGCUGGAGGAGGAGCUGUCCCGGCAGGAGAAGCGGGAGGCGGGAGGAGCCCACGAGGAGGAGGAGGAGGAGGAGGAGCGCUACGGCUGGUACUUCUGGAGCGCCCUGUCCCUCGUCAUCUUCCUCACCAUAGAGGUGUGCAGGCAGGAUUUUAUGGGCUCCUCCCCCUCGCGGGGCUCCACCCACGGGGACGAGGAGGGUCUGUCUGAGGGGCCCGUGCUGACCAAGGCCCUCUUCCCGGACAAGGGGGUCCUGAGCAGCUUCUACGAGCGGUGCAUCCGCGCCUCGGCCCAGGACGCCCGCAGGACCUGCGAGUUCGUGGAGGGCUUCGCCGACGACCUGCUGGAAGCCCUGCGGAGCUCCAGCGACCGGGACGCCGACAUGGAGGUGGAGGACUGCCUGGGGGUGGGCAGCGCCUUCGAGGCCUGGAGGGUGAGCAGGCCGCUCACCUGUGACCUGGUGGUCCCCUUCGUCCCGCCCGAGCCGUACGGCUUCCAGUUCCGGCUGUGGUGCGACCCGCCCGGCGACACCCCCCCGGACAUGCAGGGCUGCGGCCGGAUCGCGGUGACCAGGACCCGCGAAGGCGGGCCGGACUGCCUCUGCGGGACGGCCGACCUGGGCGAGGACAUGCUCUGCCUCCUGCACGGCAAGAACGACAGGCCCAGGCCCGGCGACGGCGCCGACGACGACCUCCUGUGCCUCAAGAACACGCCGUACCUGGCCAAGGACCAGGUCAUGAAGUGGUUCCAGAUCUCCGUCACCAAAGCUUGGGGGCGCAUUUCCCACAAGUACGAGUUCGAGCUCACAUUCCGCAACCUGGACGCCCCGGGGGCCCUGAAGGUCCGGUUCCGGUCGGGACGGGUGAUCAUGCUCAACAUCACCCCCGUCGUCCAGUUCGAGGACACGGACGCCUACUUCGUCUCCCACUUCCCCUCUGAGAACGGGAGCUGCUCGGAUACCUACUGGUCCCUCUCCUUCGCCGUGUACGAGAAGAACCUGCUGAAACUCUUGACCAAGGGCUUGCCGGAAAACUCCUGCCACGUCCGCUGCCUCCAGAUCCUGUCGUUCCUGCACAAGAAGCAGGAGGGCCUGACGGGCAAGAGCGCCCUGACCAACUACCACCUGAAGACCGCCCUGCUGCACCUGCUCCUGGGCACCAGGGCGUCCGCGUGGCGCGGCGAGGACCUGGAGCUCCGCCUCCGCGACAUCACCGGCUUCCUGGAGAAGAGCCUCCAGGAGAAGCGGCUGUGUCACGCGCUGGUCGGGAACGCCCGCGUUCCGAGGGAAAUCGGGCUUCCGGAAAUGUUCCGCGUGGCAGAGCCCAUGAACCUGUUCCGGCCGCUGGUGCUGCAGAGGCAUCUCUACGCCAAAACGCUGGAGCACUUCCAGGAAAUGCUCAGGAACGCGUGCGCGCUCAUACGGGAGUACACUCCGCAGGUUCCAAACGGAGACGUGCCCCACACGCUCGCCGCCGGCGUGCAGUCUUAGCGUGUUUGUCUUCUUCUUCUGGUGGCUGCCACAGCCGUGUCCGAAGCUCUUCUGUUCCUUUUCACAAACGAGCACGGCACCCAGAAAUCUUUACGGAUAUGAGCAGAGUUGGGAUUUUGGUUAAAGGCCCGUUUCUCUGUGCAGAAAUUUGCUCCUUUGUAUGGAGACUGAAAGUUAGUCCCAGGUCGAAGUCUGACUGCACAUGCUGUGUCCUCAAGAAAGAAAUUCCAAAAUUUCUUGUGUUUUGGUGAAUUUAUUUCAGUUGCACCGACAAAUUCAUGAUGUUGCGAGAGUAAAA
Messenger RNA from Anguilla anguilla (European eel), 2423 nucleotides. It is a transcript of the gene itprip, whose product is annotated as inositol 1,4,5-trisphosphate receptor interacting protein. The transcript is spliced from 2 exons. The record is from RefSeq and is a predicted model, not a curated record. Gene Ontology annotation, cellular component: membrane. The coding region runs from base 479 to 2125 and encodes 548 amino acids. Lineage: Eukaryota; Metazoa; Chordata; Actinopteri; Anguilliformes; Anguillidae.